Puccinia graminis f. sp. tritici CRL 75-36-700-3 is the source of this 3688-nucleotide messenger RNA. RefSeq lists its product as uncharacterized. Bases 1 to 3579 code for a protein of 1192 amino acids. The record is from RefSeq and is a predicted model, not a curated record. The transcript has 4 exons. NCBI's taxonomy places the organism in Eukaryota, Fungi, Basidiomycota, Pucciniomycetes, Pucciniales, Pucciniaceae.
AUGAAGUACAUUCCUAAUUCCUGCUGGGCGCUAAUAUUCUCCUUAUGUUUUUCAUAUACCAACUCAAAUCUCCUCGAAAGGCGAAUGGAGAUUCUUGAAGUUGCUGCGCGAGGGGCGACGAAGGGAGCCAGCAAAGCCCACCCAAGUCCUAGCGAAGAUGCCCUUGGCGUCCUUCAGGGACAGUCUGAUUUAACUCACUCUUCUUCUUCGACAAUUGCAGAUUUGAGUGAAGGUCCAUCUGAUUUGCAACGCACUGACGGGAAGCGCUUUAACCUCGAUGAAGUCUCCAAUAGAAUCGGUCUUCAUCAUGAAGGGGCGGAGGGUGGCCCUAGUAAACAACUUCCCGAUAAAAGACCUCAACGUAGUCUCGCGUUUAAAAAAACAGAUUCUUCCAUCUCAGCCGGUGAACUUGAUAACCUUGCAAAAGAAAAAGGCCUGGCUACGAAAGCUGAGACCCCAAAUAAUCCUGCACCCUCGGCCACUCAGCCUGAAAGUCCAAAAAGUCCCCCAAGCCAUCCAGCCCCGGCCAAUCAACCUUCAAGCCAGAAUCCCCCAAUCCAUCAAGACUUCACCAAUAAGCCUUCAGCUCAGAAUCCCCCCAUCGAUCAAGACUUCACCAAUAAGCCUUCAGGUCAGAAUCCCGCACUCCAUCAAGACAUUGCCAAUCGAAAUCCGAUUCCGAAGGAAUCCCUAAGUCGCCAAACCUCAGUCAAUCAAGCCGAAAGCUCAAGCAAUGUUCUAAGCCAUCAAUCCUUGAUCCAUCAAGCCGAAAGUUCAAAGAAUGCCGCAAGCCAUCCUAUGCCGCAGAGCCUAGCUGCCUAUAAAAAGGAGGAUGGGGUGCAGAGGUGGGAGUCAUUCUCCGAUAGGUUCUCAUUUGAGCCAGAGCCAGCUAUAUACGAACGCAUUUACCUGGAUGUCACACACCAAAAGGUACCGACUCCAAUCAACCCCGUAGACCUAGCCGAAUCAGCCGAGGAGAUUCAGAGUGCUGGAGAUAUCUUGGUAAACCUAUCAGGAGAGGAGAGAUUAAGACAAACUGUUGAUAUAGACUUUGUGGUUCGAGAAUUUCGAAACGAAUGGAUCAAAAAACUCCACCCCGAGGCUCGGCACGAUCAAGAAGCAUUACAACAAAUCGAUCGAGUUGGCGAAAAAUUGAAACAGAUUCUCAUAGUCUCUAAAAAACAAGUGAAAACUGCACGAGAGAUCAAAGAAAUCCUGAGUCCAUGGAAGAGUUUUGAAAGUGAGCUAGGUGUAGCUUUGCACGAUUCCAUGCGAGUAUUCAUGAAGGAAGAGACAGAUAAGGUGGUAAUGUCCCGGCUUGUCGAUAGGUUCAACACCUGGAAUCCAACAACGGUCGAACCGGUCGCUAAAUCCGUAGCAGACAAUCUAAUCAAGAAUAUCGAUUACAAGGAACUACAACGACUAUAUCGAGUGGCCUUUCCAACACGUGUAAAAGUUUCUUAUGGCUUGAAAACCUUGGAUCCUCGAACAAAAGACUACAGAAAAUACCUGGUGACAAAAUUCUGUGAAGCCCCCCAAUUCUCAGAUGAGGAAUUUCGAUUUAUCUUUGAAAGGAUUUCAAGCCGCAAUUUCGCCGCUUUGGAUCGCAAACCUGACCUAGAGUUGAUGGAUUUGACUCCUGAGACAAUUGCUACAAGUAUUCAAGUUACACCUGACGAAAUUAUGCAUCUCAAAUUCCAAUUUGCGAUGACGAGGCCGCUCGAAGAAACUGCAACACAGAGCGCAAAAGUCAAGCUAAACAGUGAAUUUGGGCGUAUCACUAGUAACAAUGCAUUGAUGCGGAAGGCCUACUCAGAAAAAUUGAGAGAAAUAAUGUACCGCACAUCUGCAAAGGUUGAAACGGAGUUCUUCCAGCGAAAUUUCGGCAUCCAAUCAUCCUCUCACGGCAUUUAUUACGAAAUGAAAAGUUUGAGCAACAUGUGGAAUGUAGAUCUUGGUGCUUUUGAAAGAACCUUCAAGAGCCAACUACCCCCUGAAGAAUACAAAGAGCUGUUCGAAGCUGCAACCCGUUCGAGGGUGUUUUACGAAGAAGUACUCGAGUCUAUCAAGGAAAGCCGGCAAAUUGAUAAAUUUCAGCAUACUGAGCACGAGAUAUUCGAGUUAGGACAUCAUGCAACUUAUCAAGACGCGGUACAUGCCUUUGUAGUGAAACUACGCGCCAGGGGGAUAAUCUCAGAUGAAUUUUCUGACCAGCUAUUAUUUGGAAUAGCUCGCCCUGAUCUUGUGCGCUUGAGGCUAACACAAAGAAUGGAAAUCGGGUUAUUUGAUAAACUAGAGGCUGGCUUGGUCCCACAAGCAGACCUCUCUCCAGUCACAACCUCAAUCACUAAUUACUUGGAUAAAUUGACAACCAAAGGGCUACUCACAACAGAAGAACGCAAUUACUUGUACCCUCUCGAUGCGCCUAAGGGCUUACCACCACUUCGAUUGAUUCAAGAUUUCUCAACUAAAUUGAAUGAACUAGAUAAGCUGCCCGAAGCUUUCCGAGACAAACUGAUACAAUCUCUUGCAGCUAAGUUUGAUACCAUCCCCAGAGACGGAAGAUUUCAAUCUGAGACAUUAACAAAAAGUACGGAAACCCUGAUUUCUUCUCAUAGCUCUGACAUCGAGAGGCAUCUUGGAAAACUAGAAUAUAAUGAAGCCUUUGCAAGUUUGAAAGCUUUCCAACCCAAAUACGUCGACAACUACGUCAGCGAAUUGAAAGAGGUUUUUGCCAAGGACCUUUGGAAUGAUUAUUUUGCAAGGAAUUACCGUACUUACAAAACGUUCCCGAUUGACAAAGAGCAGGAUCAAAUUGGUGGCCCUGGGAAACGGAAAAUAGCAAAUCCGAGCCAGUUGAUAGAACGUGCCUUAGAUCAUCUGGCAAAGGACAGGCCUAAAAUUGCAGGAAGCGACCAAGCAGACCUUACGAAACCUCGCACGUAUAAACCGCUUCGAAGUGUAAGUGAAGCAGCAGGAGGCAGUAAGGCACCCGAAGGAGGCCAAAGUGGAUCGACAGCAGGAAAAGGCGAAUUGACUCCUGCAACAAGCGAAUUAGCACCAGGUGCACCAGGAACAAGCGAUUUAGAAGUUGCUAAAGACCCGAAGAAAAUCAACAAGGUUACUGAAAGGGAGAAGAAACUCCCGGACGAACGACACUAUGCAUUGUGGGCUAAUCCGCUCAAGCCUGUGAAAGAAAACAGGUCACCGCAGUCAUUGACGUUGGCGGACGAGCGAUUGAAGGAUACACCGUUUAGAUAUUUGAAGAAGGAAAUCGCUGAGCAAUGGAAUACUCAGGCUAGAUUUGUGUUAGUGAAAACGGAUGCCGCUGUGCAAAAGAUUUAUAAGAAGGAUUCUCUCGCCUACACCUUGGAAAAAAGCUUAACAUCGCUUGACCAGUACAAUCAAGUAGUGGGGAAAGUAAUGCGACAGGUUAACGCGAAAUUUAGCACAAGCGACUCCAGAGGCAGAGCCGUAUAUAAACUUACCCCUAAAGCUUCCGAUCUUCGUGUUCAAAACUCAUUUUCAGAUUCCGGCUCAUUUUCUGGGUCCAGUUCAUUUUCAGAGCCCAGGCAAUAGCGGGCAUCUCUUCUCAAAAACCGAGUUUUCCCCUGUGUUAAAAAAGCAAUUGUUGUUCCUUGAUGCCACAUUUGCUUCAAAUUUUCUAUCAUUAAUAUCACUGACGUUG